CAUGAAAUGCUCUGUUAUGACGGUUUCCUCUUUCUUGCGUAGACGACUAGUCUGAAGGACGCUCACUAAACCCGAGUCUCAUUGCUAUUCGUCAUGGCGCUUCCGACGACAGACCUUCAGAAUGCUCAAAUUCGAGUGCGCUUGAGCACGAGAGACCCCGAGCUAGCCCUUUCCGACACUGCGCCUAUCCUUGUACCUACAUCCUUCCGCCGAUAUACACUGUCUACUCUCAUCAAUGGCUUGCUGCAAAAGGAAAAGAAUGUUCCUCUCGAAUUUAUUGUCAAUGGCACCUACCUUCGCACUACUCUGAAGGAGUACCUGACCAACAAUGGUGUUUCGACCGAAUCAACGCUCUCAGUGGAAUAUGUAAGAGCCCGGAUACCACCGCAAUACGUGGCUUCAUUCGAGCACGAGGAUUGGGUCAGCGAUGUAGAUGUUCUGUCAGACACUUCGCGAAUCCUCUCUGCCAGCUACGAUGGGCGUUUAAGGGUGUGGAAUACAUCAUCGCAAGUACUGGCCACUUCGCCUGGGCAGGCACAGGGCGGUCACAGCUCUUUCAUCAAAUCGGCAAAAUUUAUCUCAUCUUCUCAAAUUGUGUCUGGGGGAUUUGACCGGACAGUCCGUGUGUGGAAAUACUCUGAAAACCCAGACGGCUUCUCUGCCAACAUUUCUCCGUCUCUUGAACUCUACGGCCACAAAGGAUCGGUGGACUCAGUCGUUUCUCACGAACCAUCAAACCGGAUUUUAAGUGCCUCAUCUGACCAUUCGGUCGGAUUGUGGUCUACUCGGAAGUCAAAUGCACCAACUGCCCCCGAGGCUCUAAUCCCCAGAACCCGAACCAAGGACGGGAAGAGGAGGAAAUUAAAUUCCGAAGUGUCUGUUGCGCAAAGAGGGCCUCUAGCAUUGAUGCAAGGACACACGGGGCAGGUCUCCGGGGUGGUCUUUGAUAACAAAGAUCCCACGGUAGGCUACUCGAGUUCUUGGGACCAGACAGUAAGGACGUGGGAUUUGGUAACCAACACAUUGGUCGACACGAGAACGACAUCCAGUGCGCUGUUUUGCAUUGAACACAUGCCGGGACUCCAUCUUCUUGCGACAGGAUCUGUCAGCCGCGCCAUCAAGCUUGUGGACCCUAGAGCAUCCGCGACAACGGUCGCCGCCAUGACCUUGAAGGGACACAAAAAUUCAGUGGUCAGCCUGGCACGUGAUCCCGGCAACGACUACACGAUCGUGAGUGGCAGCCAUGACGGGACCUGCCGUGUGUGGGACGUGCGGAGCACACAACAAGAAAAGGAAGGGCUUGUUGCCCAAAGUCUUUACACUCUUCCAAGGGCAAGCCUAAACGGAGCCACUAGUCCUGCCACAGGCGACGGUGUCAAGGUGUUUGGUGUUUGCUGGGACAGAGCCUUGGGAAUUCUCAGUGGAGGGGAGGACAAAAUGGUACAAAUCAAUGGUACCAAUGACGGCGUAGGCCAGAACUAAUGCUACCAAUGACAUGCCACAAAUCGGCACCUCUGUUGUUAAUUAGAA
Molecule: messenger RNA, 1530 nt
Organism: Exophiala mesophila
Lineage: Eukaryota; Fungi; Ascomycota; Eurotiomycetes; Chaetothyriales; Herpotrichiellaceae
Exons: 1
Coding region: 94-1482 (462 amino acids)
Biological process (GO): ribosome biogenesis
Cellular component (GO): preribosome, large subunit precursor
Molecular function (GO): protein binding
Source: RefSeq, a predicted model, not a curated record